Molecule: messenger RNA, 990 nt
Organism: Elgaria multicarinata webbii
Lineage: Eukaryota; Metazoa; Chordata; Lepidosauria; Squamata; Anguidae
Product: olfactory receptor 11G2-like
Exons: 1
Coding region: 31-990 (319 amino acids)
Biological process (GO): G protein-coupled receptor signaling pathway
Cellular component (GO): membrane
Molecular function (GO): G protein-coupled receptor activity; olfactory receptor activity
Source: RefSeq, a predicted model, not a curated record
UAUUAUUGUAAUUCUGUUAUCUGAUUCCAGAUGGAGCUGCCCAAUGUAACCACCGUCCAGGAAUUCAUUUUGCUAGGAUUUGGAAUUGGACAGCAGAAAAGGUUCCUGCUCCUCAGUUUUUUCACUAUUCUCUAUGUGCUCACUUUGGCUGAGAACAUCACGAUCAUCACACUGGUGUUCCUAGACGCCCACUUGUCCCAGCUUCCCAUGUACACCCUACUGAGCAACUUCUCCUGGCUGGAGAUGUGCUAUGUGUCCACCACAGUGCCUCGUAUGCUUGUCGACCUAUCUUCCUCUCAUGGGAUCAUCUCCUCCUGGGAGUGCUUCCUCCAGUUCUACAUCUUCUUUUCUCUUGGUUGCACCGAAUGCUUCUUCCUCUCGACUAUGGCUCUGGAUCGGUACUUAGCCAUCUGCCACCCGCUGCGCUAUCCACAGAUCAUGUCUCAACAUUUCUGCUACACCCUGGUGGCCAUUUGUUGGGUUGUUGGUUUCCUGUGGUACCUUGUUCCAGCAGUUUUGAUCUCCAAGUUGUCCUUUUGUGGCUCCAACAUCAUUGACCACUUUUUGUGUGAUCCUGGUCCAAUCCUAUCCAUGGCCUGCCCUCCACUGGGAAAUGCUCCCCUCUUUAGCCAGAUUUGCCUGAAUGGUCUGAUUAUAGGCAAUGUCUCAUUUGUUGUACUGUCCUACGGAUGUGUGAUCAUAACCCUGAUAAAAUCCUCUAGCCAAGGCAGCCGUAAGAAGGCCUUCUCCACCAUAUCUUUCCACCUAGUAGUGGUAACACUUUUCUAUGGCUCGGUAGCAGGGAUGUACUUAACCCCAGGUGGAGAAAAACACUCAGAGGUCACUAAGUCCGUGACACUCUUCUACACUGCUAUUACCCCCUUCCUGAACCCCCUGAUCUACUGUCUGAGGAAUGAUCAGGUGAAAGAGGCACUGGGCAGGUUACUGAGGAGAAGGAGGGGGUUGGUUGGGAGAAAGGAAACAAUGUAA